GUCAGAGGGCUAAUGAUGGACAGUAAUUUAGAGCGUUGAAUUUGCAUCCGAUAUAUGACGAACCAUUGAUAUUAACCAUUCUUAUUCAGUUAGUGACCUUGAUUUGACGUUGUAUAUGGAGGUGUCCUCCAGUUACCCAACAAAGUGGGAUAAGUUAGUUUUUUUUUUCGGAAUAGCGAUGUAUCAUUUUUGUGAAACCGAUCGCUUCUGCGCUUUAAACAGUCAUACAAAAUGCAAAUGUCCUAAUUCAUGUUGGCACGUCUGCGGAUAAAAUGGGCACCGAGUCGAGUUAUUUGUACUUCCCGAAAUAUCAUCUGCCUGACUUGGUCUUGGAAUCUCAUUUUCAGUAUAUAGAUUUGUGAUAUUCUUUGAUUGCAGUAAAAGAUCUUCAGCUGACAUUUCUACGUAAAUUACAACGGAUCAUCUCGUUAAGCGCAAGCCCCCAUGCCUUUACUUACGAGAUGCUUGAAUAACAAAUGAUUUCACAAAUUAAAGAAAUAAAAUCUGCCCAGACGAUUCCAAACUUUUAUCGAUCCUGGCCUGAUGUCCACUGAGUAUAUCCGGCAUUUUACUUUGAAUAAAUACCCGGACAAUCUCAGAAUCAUCCAUUAUUGGCAAUAGGAACGAGAGAUUUGUAAAUAAAAAUGCCCAUAUCAGUGAAGAUCGUUUGUUGAGAACGCAUAAACCAUUCAUGGUCCAUUUUAUUGGUCGUUAAGGGUCUUCACACUACUCUGUGAUUUAGCCAGGCGGAGCCACAAAACUUUAACCUUGAUACUUAUUUUUGUUACUUUUUUUCUUUUCAAAAUGGGGUGCACCAUGAGUUGCCAGGGCCAAGUGCCUAAGCUAAUCGACGCAGAGAACGCAGUCUGCCCGUUUGCCCUCAAGCACGGGAAAGGAAAUUCCGUGGAACAUGGAGACAAUGUGGUUCCGGUAGAAUCCUCUCCGGGAGACAAUAAGUUAGUGACGGAAAACUCCAGGAAUAAGUUGAACAAAGACGAUAAGAAAGAAGUCUGUGAUGCUACAAAAGAUCGUGAUGUUAAUGAAUCCGGGAAAGUCCCUUCCUUCGGGAACACUAGUAAUCCGGGCAUCUGUGACUCCCCUAAACGGAAGACCAGUACCCUCUCUACUGUCUCCACGGCCAGUUCCGUGGGGUCGGAAGACAAUGAGUUGUCAGAAAAGAAAGUGGACUUGAUCGGGCUGAUAGAGAGUGUCGGGACAUUACUGCUUCCAACGACUGGAUUUGUUUGUCGAGCCGUUCAAAUAUUGAUGACGUCAUGUGACCAAGAUAUUCAAAAUAAAAUGAGGGAUGAUACGGGUGAGAAUGAUGUCAAGUUCACCACAGCUUUCAACGAAGAGAAUAGACACACUCCAUUGGAACAGGACGAACUUCUUGCAUUCUCCACCCACGUGGCUAAAUUCUCAGACAAACUGGACCAACGAACAACUCUUUGCCGACUUGGAGAAGAGUACGCCAAAUUGUGUUUAUCCGAAUACCGCCGGUCCUUGAGUGUUCUGGGUAGCAAUAUGGUGGAAUUCUUCAGUAAUCUGGACGGAUUUCAUUACCAUAUUCUUAAGUCUUCCAAAUUUAACGCACAACGACCGCCGUCAUUUCGGUGUGAAAGUAGUCCCAACAAUGUUACUUUGCACAUCUACACCGAGAGAUCAAUGAUGUUGGAUUACUACGCGGGUAUUGUUAGUUAUGUGUCUAAUUCUAUGUUUAACCUGAAUGUCAAGGUUACGGUCCAUCCAAAUGAGACCAACACCUCUCUCCACCAUAUCAUGAACGUAGAAACCUCCACCAAAACAUGCGCCAAAAAGUGCACGUGCUGUAAGAUAUGUUCCCAUCAUUCGUCAUACUCCAACGACCCGGAAGACCUACGUAUAGGCUUUGACACUUUCUGUGAAACAUUCCCUUUUCAUCUGAUCAUGAACAGAAACUUAGAAAUUAGUCAGCUCGGAUCAGCGUUAAUGAAGAUUGUGCGAUCUGACGCGGAUUCCAAAGACUUAAUCUUCAGCAGGUUAUUCAAUGUUAUUAGACCCGAGAUCAAACAACUGACGUUUUCUGCGUUGCUAUCACGUGUCAAUUUUGCCUUCCUGCUAGAGACCAAGAUCUGCCCCAGUGACAUCCAUUCUGUCCAUAAGGGCACGAUGCUGAAGGGACAGUUGAUUUUCCUCGCAGAAUCUGAUUCCUUGAUGUUCCUCGGAUCUCCAAGUAUAGAGAAGUUGGACGAACUCAUCUCGAAGGGUUUAUAUAUCUCGGAUGUCCCCAUUCAUGACGCGACACGUGACGUCAUUCUAGUUGGAGAACAAACAAAAGCACAGGAUGGGCUAACAAAGAGAAUGGAACAGAUUAAGAAGAGUAUCUUGGAGGGGAGUGAAGCUGUAAAGGUGGAGAAACACAAGAAUGUAGAGCUGUUAAACAUGAUCUUCCCUGAAGCUAUCGCCAUGAAGCUCUGGAGAGGGGAGCCUAUCCAGCCAACCAAAGUAGAUGACGUCACUAUGCUGUUUAGCGACAUAGUGGGAUUUACCGCCAUCUGUGCUACGUGUACUCCAAUGAUGGUAGUCAACAUGCUGAAUUCUCUCUACACACAGUUUGAUCACUAUUGUGGAAUGCUGGAUGUAUACAAGGUUGAGACAAUCGGGGAUGCGUACUGUGUUGCUGGUGGGCUACACCGGAAGUCCAAAUAUCAUGCGCAGCAAAUCGCAUGGAUGGGUUUAAAAAUGAUGGAGACAGCAAAAAAUGAAUUGUCCCAUGACGGGAAUGUUAUUAGGAUGAGGAUAGGAAUCCACACUGGGUCCGUUUUGGCGGGAGUUGUCGGAGCACGCAUGCCCAGAUAUUGCUUGUUUGGCAACAACGUAAACCUUGCCAACAAAUUUGAGUCCGGAAGUGAGCCCACCAAGAUAAAUAUAAGUCCGACGACGUAUGGAUGUAUAAAAGAUAUUGAGGGGUUUAAAUUCACCCCGAGGACAAGAGAAGAUUUGCCAUCAGGAUUUCCGCCGGAAAUAGAGGAAGUGUGCUAUUUUCUGGACGGUUACGAACAUCCAAAUUUUGCCGGAUGUGACGACACAGAAUUUGAUCAUAUAGAUAUUGCAUUACAAGAACUGAAUCUGGCAAAGGAAGUGACGUAGUAAAAAAAAAAGAUUUUGGGUUGAAAUAUGCCGUCCGAUUUUUGUUUUUUGUAUUUAUUGACAUACAGUUGUAUUUACGUUUUUAUGAUAUUUAUCAUGGUUAGACGAUUGAUUAAUAUAUUUAACAGUUACUAACUUAUUUGUUGAUUUUUAACUAUUUUAAGUGUUAGUUUUAAAUAAUUUAUGUAUUUGUCCUGUACAUGUUUGUGUAUUGAAACAUGUUUUUAUUACCUUAAUAAAUAUUUUAAACUUCGAA
Messenger RNA from Magallana angulata, 3385 nucleotides. RefSeq names its product guanylate cyclase soluble subunit alpha-2-like. NCBI's taxonomy places the organism in Eukaryota, Metazoa, Mollusca, Bivalvia, Ostreida, Ostreidae. The transcript has 10 exons. Gene Ontology annotation, molecular function: heme binding; guanylate cyclase activity. Gene Ontology annotation, biological process: response to oxygen levels; cGMP biosynthetic process. The coding region runs from base 805 to 3129 and encodes 774 amino acids. Gene Ontology annotation, cellular component: guanylate cyclase complex, soluble. The record is from RefSeq and is a predicted model, not a curated record.